CUAUAGUGUGUUCACAUAUUUAGACGAAAUCCCUAUUUCAAAUCUAGGGUUUUAUUCCAUCUCAACCAGAGGCUUUCGCCCAUUGCUGAACAUCUUUAGGCGAAAAUGCCGUCGCACAAGACGUUCAUGAUUAAGAAGAAGCUGGCGAAGAAGCAGAGGCAAAAUAGGCCAAUUCCUUACUGGAUCCGUAUGCGCACGGACAACACCAUCAGGUACAAUGCGAAGCGCAGGCAUUGGCGCCGUACCAAGCUAGGGUUUUGAGGUGCUGCUUGGGAAUUUUUUUGUUACUGCUUUAUGCUAAUUGGUUUUAGGUUUAAGUCUUCAUUUGUAGACUGUAACCUAUCUUUUUAGAUAAUGGUGUUUUUUUAUUAAGAUAAAGGCUUGAAACUAUGGAUUA
Molecule: messenger RNA, 397 nt
Organism: Salvia hispanica
Lineage: Eukaryota; Viridiplantae; Streptophyta; Magnoliopsida; Lamiales; Lamiaceae
Product: large ribosomal subunit protein eL39x
Biological process (GO): translation
Cellular component (GO): cytosolic large ribosomal subunit; ribosome
Molecular function (GO): structural constituent of ribosome
Source: RefSeq, a predicted model, not a curated record